AUCUACAAUACUUUCAAACCUCAUCUUCCUCAUCGCAGCAAUGGCGUCUUCCUUCUCAGUCACGAGUUUCAUCUCCUCCAUCUCCCCAUUCAAACCUCAGACCAAACCUGCUCCUCCUCCUCCGAGCCUCGUUCUCCCUACUCCAACAGUCUCCCACAGGCGGAAUAAGAACGAUCUCGCCAUCGAGAAACCUCCUUCUUCCACCGCUUCGCUCUCCUCGGAGCUCGCUUCCGUGAUAUGCCCGUCGCUUGCGUACGCGAACACGCUCUUCUUCAGCAGCUCGGGGUACAACGUGCAGGUGUUUGUUGAAGAUAAGGAGUCUGAGGAGAGGCUGGUGAAUCGUUUCAGAAGGGAAGUGAUGAGAACCGGAGUUAUACAGGAAUGUAAGCGAAGGAGAUACUUCGAGAACAAGCAAGAUGAGAAGAAGCGUAGGACUCGUGAUGCUGCUAAGCGUAACAAGAAAAGGCGUCCUUUUGCAAAGUUUACUCAAGAGACUAGAGAAGAAGCAGCAGCGGCAGCAACCAAGAGUAAGAAGAAGGAUGAAGAAGAAGACAACUGGGAGAUGCCUGAUGGAGAUAUACCUUCUUGAACACGGUUUCAGUAUAUAAAUCUCCUUCCUUUUUUCGGUUUUAAGUUGGUACAUUGUAAGUUCUAGUGAGCAUGUAACUUGCCUUUGGUGAUGAGUUCUUGUCAAUGUUAAGACAUCUAUCUUUGUCUUCCAAUGUUUUUUAUUGUGACUUAUGACUAAUAAUCCAUUCCAUUUGUUGACUAA
Molecule: messenger RNA, 772 nt
Organism: Brassica oleracea var. oleracea
Lineage: Eukaryota; Viridiplantae; Streptophyta; Magnoliopsida; Brassicales; Brassicaceae
Exons: 2
Coding region: 41-589 (182 amino acids)
Biological process (GO): translation
Cellular component (GO): ribosome
Molecular function (GO): structural constituent of ribosome
Source: RefSeq, a predicted model, not a curated record